Messenger RNA from Haliotis rubra (blacklip abalone), 4354 nucleotides. Its product is annotated as leucine zipper putative tumor suppressor 2 homolog. The transcript is spliced from 3 exons. Gene Ontology annotation, molecular function: sequence-specific DNA binding. Lineage: Eukaryota; Metazoa; Mollusca; Gastropoda; Lepetellida; Haliotidae. The record is from RefSeq and is a predicted model, not a curated record. The coding region runs from base 207 to 2117 and encodes 636 amino acids.
GUAGGUCAGGCAGGCAUUGUGAAGUCAGGCUCUGUCUUGAGAGGCUGUGAGCAUGGAUACUUAGAGGAACAUCGAAAUUUGGGGUGUAAAGUGGACCAAAAGUUGUGUAUCGUGGCUGAAGACUGUUUUAUUGUGUGACAAACCUGUCUGGAGUUUUGUACCACAGAUUCAGCUUUCGUUUCAGUGCCAUGCAGUAAAACAUAAAGAUGGCUGCCCAGAGUCAUUCAGGGUCAGAACCUUGUCUCCAUGACGAUGACCUCUCAAGCCACCCAAGUCAGGAUGACAUAUACAGUCCCCUGUCCAACUAUUCCACAUAUUCGCACGAGGUCAAGUACAUAUUUGAACCAAUACCAGACGACAGUGGAGAGUCUGACUACACCAUCAUCCCACCCAGAAACAAGUCGGCAUCGCAGCAACAACUCAUGACGCAGUCCAUGUCGCACCUGUCACAGCACUCGACACCGCGGACAUUAUCAUCGCAGCAGCGCACGUCAUCGUCAUCUCAGUUGUAUCGGAGGACGUACAGCACGUCUUCCUGCCAUUCUGAUCAUUCCAAUAAAGAAAACAGUGCCCCGUUGGACGUCAGCCAUUCCAUGUACCCAUACCCUUACAACCUUGAAGAUGUUCGGAGAAAAACUUGGUCCCCCCUAGCGCUCAAGUACACCAUCGCUAGCGGGAUGCAAUCCAUGCGUAGUUGCCAUAGCAACACAAAUUUGGAAGUUGAUAUGCAGUUGGACAAUAUUUACGAAGACUGCGACCGAGGACCACCGAAACUUGCACCACUAAGUGGAGUGUUUCAUUCACCACUGAAUGUGGGCCGAAGCAUUGUGCGACCAAUCGCUUUUAAGCCUGUGAACAGUGCGAAGCAGAUUAGUCCGCCCCAAGGAGCAAAGAGACGACUAUCCAAUCAGGAUGAAGGGUAUGGGUCACAUGACUAUAAUCACAUGACUGGCAGUAUGACAAGUAGCAAGACCAUGAACUCCUCGCAUAGUUCUCAUCAUGAUGGCAGUGAGAGGUCCACGAGUUUCUCAAGCGACUUCUCGCGACCUCUCGACAGACCCGAGUCGCUGCCAUCGCUUAAUGUCAGCCGUGUGUCUUCAAAUAACAUGGAGGUAUUUCCUGUCCAGACACCUUCUCCAAGUGACAGUGGAGUUGGUGAACUGGAAGCUAUGUUGAAAGAAAAGGAUGCGGAGUUGAAUACAUUGCGCGAUGUCAUGGACAGAAACGAAAGAGCAAUAUUUCAAGUCUAUGAGGAAAAGAAAUCUGGGUGGCUGAAAGAUAUGCGUGAAUUGCGAGAGGAGUAUGAACGUAAAUUCAAAAUUCAGCAGCGUAAGAAUUACAAAACGGAACAGGUGUUAUCGCUGCAGGUUUAUAAACUUCAACAAGAGAAGAAAGCUUUGAAGGAUGAAUAUGAUAAACAGUACCUGGAGAAAGAUAUUCUUCGAAAAGAAUGCAGCUCUUAUCAAGACGAAGUCCGAGAUAUGAAACUGAGGCUGGGAUGUCUACAACACAAUGGACAUCCUACAACAGAAAUUAACGAAACUUCCGAACUGCGUCAACAAGUUCGGGAUUUGAACCAGGAAGUGACUCAAAAGAGCCGUGAGGUGAUUACCCUAAGAACUCAACUCCACUCUCACGAGUCGGAAAUGGAUAAGAAGAAUAAAGAAUUAUCGGAAAAGUUCCGAGAAAUACUCUCAAAGACAGAAGAGUUAAAAUCUCUGAAAAACGAACUCGGAAAGUUAUCGACCGAAGAGCCAGAAUUUUGUGAUGCAGGUGUGCAAUCUGAUUUGGACGACACAAUGUGUGACACAGAGCCGGAAUUGCUCAAACCUUCCAUCGUUUCCGCCAGAGACAGGCAAAUAGCGGAACUGAAAGACGAGGUGGAUAGGUUACGAGACGAAAUCCUCGUACACCGUGCAAAUUUCGAAAAGGACAGAGAAACAUGGUUGGAUGAGAAGAACAAGGUGAUUCGCUACCAGAAACAAUUACAGCUCAACUAUGUACAGAUGUACCGGAAAAACCGAACAUUGGAAGCUGAAGUUGAACAGCUAACUCUAGAACUCGAAAGUCGAGAUUUAAAACUAAUGGCAAUGAACGGUGAAGAAUCUGUGUGUUGAAGCGUUGGUGCGCUUUUUGUAUGUUGAAGUCUAUGGGUGCUAUGUGAAUUCGCCCUCGUCGAAUGUGCCAAAGUGAAUUUAUAGAUGAUUGCUGAUGCAUUUAUGUGAAUGACGUUAAGUGAACUGUGUGCGGAAUAUUCACAAUCUGGAUUUAAGCAGUUUGGGCAAAAUUUGAAAAUAGGUCAUAUUGUACAGACAACUACUUUCAUUUCAGAGAGAAAAUUGGAUGAAAAAAUAACAUUGUUUGCAAAGAGUGUAGAAAUGUGCCUUUUCUCAUUGUCCUCAUCCAACCAUUGUCUAUUUCAAAGGAACUGCCACAAACAUGUGACAUUUUAGAUUUGUGCAAGAUUGGCUACCGGUAUAUAUAUACAUAUGUAUGUGGUGCUCACAUCUCAUACUGCUGGCAUACAACUUGUAUUAACAUUUCCACAUGUAUGAUAAUUACCCCACAUGAUUCCUAGUGUAUUGAUGAAACAUAUUAGUUGAUUUUAAUGUAUUUUAAUCAAGAUUUGAAAUGUAAUUGAUGGUGAUGUCAGUGGACAACAAUCUAUGAAUUCAUACUUUUUGUUAUGUGACGUUUGGGAGAUUGCCUCAGUAGAAUCUACUUGGUAGUAAAUAUAUACUCAGGUAAUUUACAAAAAUUAAACGCUGAUAUAUUUCUUUUUGCUAAAUUUCUAUGUACCUUUCCAAUUUGAAUUUCUUUUUAAGAUUCUGUAUCACUUUCAAAGUAUUUCCAUUGAUAAGCUAUUUUCCCAGUUGUCAAGGUGGUUAAAAUGUUUUCCAGUACGCUAAAUUUGAAUCUCUCAAUGAAAAUGUACAUUUGGUUUCUGAAAGAAGCAAGUAUAUUAUUUCAAAAUGAAAAUUGCUUGCACAUUUCGACUUGAUCUUAAAUAAUUGUUAUAUUUUCAUAUCUUAUCCAUGGCUUUUUAGUGCUCUUUUUAAAUGUGUUAAUGAAUCUUGAAAAAGUGCCCAGGUUCAUAGAACUUAAUAUGUAAAGUAACAGAUUUCAAAAACUUAAAAAAUAUAUAUAGGUGUUACUUGAUAUAUUUGGUGAUUUUCACCAUAUUUGUAUUUUGUCAGUUUUCUUUGAUAAUUAUUUCGAUAGGGUUUAUAAUUGUCUUUUUCCUUAAGAAGGAUUUUAGUCUUUGUUUGUUAUAAUUACCUACAUUGCUUUUUAUUAUAUAAAUGGCAUUUGUUUUACAAUUAAAAAUCAAAAAGAAAGAUUUUAGUAGUUAUGCUGUUGUGUCCAUUGUGUCCUUCACAACAAUGGCAACAGGUCUUGUCCUUUGGAGAUUUGUUACUUUGGCCAAAUUAUUGUUUAUAUAUUACAAAAAAUAUUAUCAGUUAUUUAAACUAACAGUAAGUGUGUUAAAAUAUUAAUAAAAUCAUAGAUUUGUAUUGAGGCAUUUUGAAAUACAUCUUGUCACGAAAUGUUGAUUUCGUAAUUGACGAUGUUGAUUUCAUGAAAUGAAUCAGCUUUGAAAUGACCAGUAAUGUGUACUGUGAAGUCAUUCUGUCACAUUACCUUGUGAUUAACUAUGGCCUGGACUGAAAACAUUAGGCAUGUCUGGUUUGGAUUUUCAAAUUUAUAUACUCAACAAAAGGAGUUAAGGACCACCCCAAUAUUCAGCAUUUAAGUAUUGUAUGGAUAAUAAUAUGAACUAUUAAAUGCUUAAAUAUUGAAAAUUGGGGUGGUCCUUUACCUUUUUUUGUUGACUAUACAUGUAUAUGUAUUUGUGGAAACUUGAUUGUUUUGAUCAGAUUUAUUAAUGAAAAAUUCUAAAUUUGUUUGGAUGUCUCACAAUUUUGCUAGAAAUGGGGAAUUUUCAAACCACUGAAUGUUCCUUCAUUUAGAUAUGCUAUAGUUAUAAAAAUAUAAAAAUCACAAUUAAAUGUCAAUAGAUUUAACCUUUAUCCAUAUCUAUUCAACUAACAGUAGAUUCCCUGCUUGCUUGUUGCUGAACUAACAGGGACAUUAAGGGGAGUUUCCACCGAAAUUGAGUGCAAUUGACGCUAAUCUAUUUCUAGAACACGUGGACCAGACAUGCGUAAUGUUGGAUUUGUGCCUUAGCAUCUGUGUGGUGAAUGCAGAUGUCGCCUGUAAUGGCUGUGUAUAGUGUAUUGAUAUUCAACAACAGCGGUUAGUAUCACAAUGUAAUGUACGUUGCAUUUCCCAAAGAAAUACUAGUCAGAUAUGUACAGUUUCAUACACAAAAUAAAAUAGAUUUAUGAUCUAA